This is a messenger RNA of Corylus avellana, 1548 nucleotides long. RefSeq lists its product as uncharacterized. NCBI's taxonomy places the organism in Eukaryota, Viridiplantae, Streptophyta, Magnoliopsida, Fagales, Betulaceae. The record is from RefSeq and is a predicted model, not a curated record.
AACGAUUCAUGGACCCGCCCACACUGAAGUCCAACGUCCUAAAGAGCUCUGUCGCGCGAGUACUCUCCUUCGGCGUCCUAAUCCUGGCCGUCCGAUUCGCUUACAUCGUCACCGUCAAAGGCGACUCCUGCGUCUCUGGCGACUUCUGCUUCAGGACUCGACGUGCCGCCACCGCGGGUGUCCCCGAAGACUUUCUGUCCGCCACCAAGAAAUGGCGCAAAUCGGUGGACUACUACUCCUCCAUCUUCCAAGAUUUGGUCUCCGAAGGCUUUCUCUCCCCGAAUUCCAGAGCUCUCUGCGUCGAAACGCUCGCUGGUGAGGAUGUGCUCGCCUUGAGAGAGAUCGGCGUCCUCGACUCAAUCGGAAUCUCCACGAACCCGACGGCAUCCACGCCGUUGAUCGUUAACGGCGAGGCGCUCCGCCAGCCGUUCGAAGACGACACCUUCGACUUUGAGUUCACCGGAACCUUCGGCCUGGACCGGUCGAACCGACCGUUCGAUCUCGCCUCGGAGAUCGGCCGGACGCUCAGACCGGGAGGCUUUCUCGUUGUCCAUACCGCGACCAAAGAUCGGUACAGCCUAGACUCUCUCCUUGAUUUUUUCUCCAAUUGCUGUAGAUUGAUCAGGUUCCGCGAAAUCGACAGCCUAGACACCUUUCCGUCGAUUCGGGAGGUCGUGAUCAAGAAACAAAUUCCAAGUCAAAUUCAAAAUCUUGGUCAUGAAGGGAGGAAUUUCUCUCCGAAUUGUAAUUUGAUUAAUAAAUGCUCGGUUCCGGGGCACAGACGUGAAAUAAUCCAGAACGCCGAGCCGUUCAUCCAAGAAGAGCCACUGAAACCUUGGAUAACAUUGAAGAGAAACAUAAAGAACAUAAAGUACCUAACUUCAAUGGUAGAUAUUAGCUUUAAGAAUAGGUAUGUCUACGUUGAUGUUGGAGCUCGGAAUUAUAGUUCUAGCAUAGGGAGUUGGUUUAAGAAACAGUAUCCCAAACAGAACAAGAAGUUCGAGGUUUACGCGAUUGAGGCCGACAAGGCAUUUCACGGGGAGUAUAGGGGGAAGAGAGGGGUGACUCUGUUGCCGUAUGCGGCAUGGGUGAGGAACGAGACGUUGUUCUUCGAGAUUACUUGGGACCCGAGUAAGAGAAUUGUGGAGAGGGGUAGAGGAGGGAUGGGGAGGAUUCGGCCGGUGCAGAGCUCGGCGAGUUAUAUGGGCGAUGUGGAUAAGAUUCAGGGGAUUGAUUUUGCAGGUUGGUUGAAUAGAACGGUUUCAGAGAGAGAUUUCGUGGUGGUGAAGAUGGAUGUGGAAGGGGCUGAGUUUCAUUUGGUUCCGAGGUUGAUUGAGACAGGAGCGAUUUGUUUGAUCGAUGAGAUUUUUCUUGAGUGUCAUUACAAUAGAUGGCAGAGGUGUUGCCCGGGUCAGAGGAGUGUGAAGUAUCAGAAGACUUAUGCUCAAUGCAUGGACCUGUUUACUUCACUCAGAGAAAGUGGAGUUCUUGUACAUCAAUGGUGGUGAUGGGUAACAGUCUCGGCUCCAAUUUCUCUAAAGUUUUUGU